AUGUCAAACGUAUAUACUAGUAUUAGUAACUAUUAUAUUUCAUCUUUAACAAAAAGAGUUAAUUUCAUUGAUCUAUUUAGAUCAAUAGUCAUCAGAAAAGAGAUAUUCAAUCAAAUCGGUCUAUUGCGUUCGAUAUUAUCAUCAUAUUUAAAAAGGUAUAACAAAGGAAGAGAUAUAAUCAAACUAUGGGAUAUUGGAAUGAUAUCAAGGUAUGCAUUACCAUGGCACUUUGUUAAACAUUAUCUACCCAAUGAUUGUAAAGAGAUCAACCGGUAUAUUAGAUAUCAAGCAAUCAACAAGUAUGCAGCCCAUCCAAAUGCAACUGUUGACACAUUACAACAUCUUAUUGAAUGGUCACCUGAUGUCUAUUUUGUUGGUGAUUAUCUAGACAAGACCGCAAUCCAUGGAAAGGUGGAUAUAUUAAAGAUGAUUCAUCAAAGAUAUCCAAAUACUUUUAUUCAUUCAAAUUUGUCUGUUGAAGGUGCUGCAAAUAAUAAGAAUGGUCAUUUGUCGAUCAUUCAAUUGCUACAUUCAAUCGAUAAUCAAGGAAUCCCUAUAUUUACAACUGAAGUAAUGGAUAAUGCUGCUAAAGUAGGUAACCUUUCUCUAGUUCAAUGGUUACAUCAAAAUAGAAGUGAAGGUUCAACAGAGAGAGCAAUCAAUUAUGCAUCUGAAAAUGGACACUUUGAAUGUGUAAAGUUUCUUGUAGAGAAUACAAAAGAAGAAGGGACGGAAGAGGCAAUAGAUAUGGCUGCAUCCAAUGGACAUUAUGAUAUUGUUCAAUAUUUACAUCAACAUGAUUAUUUGUGUACAACUAAAGCCAUGGAUGGUUCCGCUGAAAAUGGACAUGUUAAUAUCAUAAAAUACCUUACAGAGAAUCGUACUGAAGGAUGUGAGAAUGCAUUGAAUUUAGCUUCAAAAAAUGGUCAUUUUAAUUGUGUAACUCUGUUUCCACAGUAUUUAUGUCAAAAUAUUAAACAAAAUGAAGAGUGUAUUCAAGAUGCUUUGGUUAUUGCAUCUGAGAAUGGUCAUCGAUCAGUAGUUGAGUAUUUAUGUGAUUACCAAACUGGUGAUGGCAGUGAUGAAUUUAAACUUUUAAAAGAGUCUCAUUUAUCAAUUAUCCAGACUUGUACAACCAAAGAAAUGGACAAUGCUAGUUUAAAGGGUGAUUUAGAUUUAUUAAAAUUACUUUAUUCUCAAGGAGGAGUAUACUCUAAUGAAAUUGCUGAAUUGGCAGCUAUCAAUGGUCAUUUAAAUGUAUUAAUUUGGAUAGACAACACUAUCAACGAUACCAAACUAUUUACACAAAAGGUAAUGGAUGUUGGAGCUACAAGUAAUAUCAAUGUUGUAAAAUGGUUACAUCAAAAUCAAACACACCAAAGUUUCUCUAGAGAUUCAAUAGAAUAUGCAUGUUCUAGCGGUCUUUUAGAUAUUGUACAAUAUCUAAUUGAAAAUACAACUACUAAAAGUACUACUGUUGGAUGUAUCAGAAAUGCCAUUUUUGAAGCUGGUAGACAGGUCAUUUAG
Messenger RNA from Cavenderia fasciculata, 1527 nucleotides. RefSeq lists its product as uncharacterized. NCBI's taxonomy places the organism in Eukaryota, Evosea, Eumycetozoa, Acytosteliales, Cavenderiaceae. The coding region runs from base 1 to 1527 and encodes 508 amino acids. Gene Ontology annotation, molecular function: protein binding. The record is from RefSeq and is a predicted model, not a curated record. The transcript is spliced from 3 exons.